Bubalus bubalis (water buffalo) is the source of this 1382-nucleotide messenger RNA. RefSeq names its product cyclin dependent kinase inhibitor 2D (gene CDKN2D). The record is from RefSeq and is a predicted model, not a curated record. Gene Ontology annotation, biological process: negative regulation of cell population proliferation; regulation of cyclin-dependent protein serine/threonine kinase activity. Bases 287 to 787 code for a protein of 166 amino acids. Lineage: Eukaryota; Metazoa; Chordata; Mammalia; Artiodactyla; Bovidae. The transcript is spliced from 2 exons. Gene Ontology annotation, molecular function: cyclin-dependent protein serine/threonine kinase inhibitor activity; protein kinase binding. Gene Ontology annotation, cellular component: nucleus.
UGGGGGGAGACCCAGCCCCCAAGGGGCGGGCGCCGGGCAGGGCCCUGCGGGCUAGCGGAGGGUUGGGCCCCGGCUCUCAGCCCCUCUCUACCCACCGUCUGACAGGGGGAGGAGCCGGCCGGGAGGGCGGGGGUCGCGCCCGAGACCCGGACAGGAGAGUCCGACCCGGAGCCUCGUUGCAGGCCGGGGACGCUGCGGGAGGGCUGUUCGGGCCGGCGCCGGUGGGCUCCCCCUCACUGACCGCCGCGGGGUGGGGCGGGGGGCUUCGCAGGCCGCCAGUAUCGACAUGCUGCUGGAAGAGGUCCACGCCGGCGACCGGCUGAGCGGGGCGGCGGCCCGAGGAGACGUGCAGGAGGUGCGCCGCCUUCUGCACCGCGAGCUGGUGCACCCAGACGUUCUGAACCGCUUUGGCAAGACUGCGCUGCAGGUCAUGAUGUUCGGCAGUCCCACCAUUGCCCUGGAACUCCUGAAGCAAGGCGCCAGCCCCAACGUCCAGGAUGCCUCGGGCACCACUCCGGCCCACGAUGCAGCCCGCACUGGAUUCCUUGACACCCUAAAAGUGUUGGUGGAGCACGGCGCUGAUGUCAACGCACCCGAUGGCACCGGGGCGCUCCCCAUCCACCUGGCAGUGAGAGAGGGCCACACUUCUGUGGUCAGCUUCCUGGCUACCGAGUCUGAUCUCCAUCACAGGGACGCCAGGGGGCUCACACCCCUAGAGCUGGCACGGGGGAGAGGGGCCCAAGAGCUCAUGGACAUACUGCAGCGGCACACGGUGGCACCCCUGUGACCUGGGGCCACCCACUCCAGCAGCAGGACCCAGCUGAGUUCUGUGUCAGAAGAGGGAAGAAACACUUUCUCCCUUUGCUCCUCCUGCCCGCUGCCGAGGGGCACCGGUUUGUGGCUUGUUGGUGUUGAUUUCUGGGGUGUGUGUGUUUGACGUGCAUUUCUCGUUUUUUUUUUCUCACCCCUUUCGGUGUGUUGGGCAGAGAAGGGCUCCUACAAGCAAACAGCCACCUAAACGGUUCAGUUUCCUCCACGCCUACAGACUGAGUCCCAAGGGCAGAGCGUUUAAAACCCCUGCCCUCGAGAGUGAGAGAGUGAGGUCAUCUCUUCCAAGGCUCUUGGAACCUGUCGACCUUGGCCGGCUUACGGAGAGAAGACCUCAAGUGUGCACACUGCUUUCCGGCAUGGGGGAGGGGGGAGUGUUCCAAAUCGAUAAAAGGGUAGUAUGAGUUCAUUCAUAUUUUGUUGAAAGCUUCAUUUCCAGUCCCUUGUACAGAGUUAAAAAAAAAAAAAGUUAUUUAUUAAGCUUUAUGGAAAAUAUUGUUGUGUGUGUAAUUUAAUGUUUUUACCCAUUAAAUUAAGACUUGUGCAUGACCACA